AUUCCACAUCGAGCAGCUUGGAACAACAUUAUUCGACGCGCUCGAAGCGUAGCGAACGCAGUGGCGAUAACUUAUUGAACCCAACGCCACGCUUUCCGCGGUUCAGCCGAAUCACCCGCCAACCCCUUUGACGAUGAAGAGUAUUGUGACGCUCGCCGUGGUAGGUGUGCUUCUCAGUGUGCUGUCCACCGAGGCGUACGUAUACAUCAAUCCCGACGCCAAAAGUCCUGAUCAAGAUGGGCACUGUUACGACAAAGAAACGCAGAUCACGUUCCCGGUCGGGGAAUCACGCCAGCGCCCCGAGCGCUGUGAGUCAAUGCGCUGCGACGAUCGCUACUCUCUGAGUGUGGCUGGCUGUGGCGUUAUGAUGGGCGGACCCGGUGUCAUCAUCAGCAAAACUGACUACUCGAAACCGUACCCCGACUGUUGCCCCCAUGCAGUGAUGAGCGAGGAGAACUUAGUCUAGGGCUAGCCGAACCGCUAAAAACAAGUGAAAUAAAUUGGAUUCUUGAC
This is a messenger RNA of Anopheles cruzii, 513 nucleotides long. RefSeq lists its product as uncharacterized. The transcript has 4 exons. The record is from RefSeq and is a predicted model, not a curated record. The coding region runs from base 134 to 466 and encodes 110 amino acids. Lineage: Eukaryota; Metazoa; Arthropoda; Insecta; Diptera; Culicidae.